Ipomoea nil (Japanese morning glory) is the source of this 465-nucleotide messenger RNA. RefSeq lists its product as uncharacterized. The transcript has a single exon. NCBI's taxonomy places the organism in Eukaryota, Viridiplantae, Streptophyta, Magnoliopsida, Solanales, Convolvulaceae. The coding region runs from base 1 to 465 and encodes 154 amino acids. The record is from RefSeq and is a predicted model, not a curated record. Gene Ontology annotation, molecular function: nucleic acid binding; RNA-DNA hybrid ribonuclease activity.
AUGGACAAGCUGGCUGCGGAGGAGUUUUGCGUGAUAACUGAUAACAAUGGAGAAUGGAAAAGGGGCUUCAUGAUCCCCACCAGUUCGAGAAAUGCAGCUGAAACAGAGCUCCUAGCAAUAUUCCAUGGGUUAGAAUGGGCUUGGAAAAGAGGUCUUAGAAGGCUUGAAGUUCAAUGUGAUUCUGAGGAUGCCAUCAACUGGAUUAGAGGCGUGACAACUACCAAUGACCCUAUGCUCAACUAUGUUGACAAGUGCAAGAGGUUACUUACUAAACAGUGGGAUGUCAGGCUGCUUCAUGUUUUGAGGGAGAAAAAUAUGGCUGCCGACGCUAUGACAAAGGAGGCUAGAGCUUACAUGGGAACGUUUGGUGACAUUCAAAUUCCACCGACGAGCGUUGUCCACAGAAUCGAAGAAGAUUGUAUUGGCCGCACCUGGCAAAGAUGGUCUAUUGAGAGGAACUCUUAA